Molecule: messenger RNA, 1275 nt
Organism: Aspergillus pseudonomiae
Lineage: Eukaryota; Fungi; Ascomycota; Eurotiomycetes; Eurotiales; Aspergillaceae
Product: RNase P/RNase MRP complex subunit
Exons: 2
Coding region: 76-813 (245 amino acids)
Biological process (GO): rRNA processing; tRNA 5'-leader removal
Cellular component (GO): ribonuclease P complex; ribonuclease MRP complex
Molecular function (GO): ribonuclease P RNA binding
Source: RefSeq, a predicted model, not a curated record
CUUCAACACCACACCAACACCCAGAACCAAGGAAACAAAAAGAAAAAAAGGAACAGGCGAAAGGAAAGGGAAAAAAUGACCACCCCAAAACCGCACAUCGCGCAAACCCUCCUCGAGCGCGCCCACUCCCCCGACACCGCAUCCCAACUGUUCAAAGAACGCAUAAAACAGAAACCGCUCUACCUGCGCCCGACAUCGCCCACACCCGAAGACAACCGCGACCGACGCCGUCGCCACCGUCUCCAGAAGAAAGCGUACUUCCUCCGCAAACAGAAGCCGCGGCCGCUGUCGGCGCGCGAGAAGCGCGUCUCCGGUAUCUACGACCUGCCCAAGGAGGAGUGCAAGUAUGCGAUUUUCAAGGGCCUGCAUGCCAUGUGGGUGGGGUAUAUGCGAGAGGUGCUGGAUCUCGGGGGUCGCAAGCCGGAGGAGGUUAAUGUGACGGCGUUGUCGCAUGGGAGUAAGCUGGUUAGUGCUGAUUUCCACGGGGCGGAGGUCGAGGUUGUGAGGAGUCGGUGUGCGGGGAGGGUGGGCGUUAGGGGUAUUGUGGUGCGGGAUACGAAGUUUACUUUUGUGGUUGUUACGGAGAGGGAUGAGGUUAAGACUUUGCCGAAGGAACAGACCAUUUUUCGCUUUCGGGUGCCGUUGUCUGCACCGGGUCAGGAUGAUAUGGAUGUGACGGAAGACGCAAGUGCGAAUGCUGGUUCCAAUGCUAGAAAGGACCUUACGUUUGAGCUUCAUGGGAGUCAGUUCCUGAAUCGGCCGGUGGAUCGUGCAAACAAGAAGUUCAAGUGGCGCAAUGUGGACUAUCUUUGAUUGAUGGUGUGGUAUUCGCCUAUAUUUUUAUGAUGUUGACGACACUCUACGACGGGGUAGGCCCGGCGAAAAGACAAUCCUUAUUUGGCAGUCAUGCUGGCAGCGGAGCGCGGAUGCUGAAGGAAUGAAGCGCAAAACGCGACGCAGAGGAUACCGGCGCGGAGUCGAUAUAGGAGAGGUUUCCUGGCGUAGCCUGCGCAUUGCCUACGCAUUGCCUGCCCCCAAGCAUGACCAAGCCUCCGGCAUCCCAUGCCGUCCGUUGGCAUCAAAUCUCUUUCGGAGGAACCAUCGAAAGUAGGGAUGCUGCGCCUCGAAGGCCGCAGCUCUGCUUCUCCGGCCUUAUAUUGAGCUUGUCUUACAUAUGCUACAGGAUGUGAGCUAUUAGGCCAUUAGCCAGUAUUUAGACGUAUGCUAUUGAGGUGGUUUAAUGGGUAUCAUUUUGACUAGAACAAAUGCUUCUCU